Messenger RNA from Adineta ricciae, 1017 nucleotides. Lineage: Eukaryota; Metazoa; Rotifera; Eurotatoria; Adinetida; Adinetidae. The record is from the annotation of a GenBank genome assembly.
AUGUCUUCAACAUUGUCGGAGAAGUCAUCUUGUGCAGCGACAUGCACGGCUUCAAGUGAUACAUUAUGUGAUGGUUGUGGGAAAUCAUAUUGUAAUCGCCACUCAUCAAAACAUCGAGAACGAUUAACGAAACAAAUGGAAAAAGUCCUUUUAUAUCAUGAACAACUUCAAAAAUUAUUCCAUAAUGAUACAAAAAUAGUUCUCAAUCAUCCGUUAAUGAAACGAAUUGAUGAUUGGGAACAAGAAUCAAUUUUGAAAAUCCAACAAACAGCAAAAGAGACGCGACAGCAAUUAAAAUCUGCUUUGAACAAAUACACGGCAGAUAUGAAUGAAACAUUCCGGCAAAUAAGCGAACAGUUAAAUACAACCCGGCGAGAAAAUGAUUGUAUGGAAAGUGAAAUCAGAACAUGGCUAGAAAAACUAACUAACUUAAAAAAAGAUUAUCGCACGCCGAAAACGAUUAAUAUUCGUCUAGACGAACAUUCGCCCGGAUUUAUCAAUAAAAUCAAUCUUCAUUUCGUAUCACUGGAUUCCUUCUGUCAAUCAAUUGGAGAUAUUCAAUAUGACCCGCAUACACAUACAAUUCUACAUGGACCAACAAGUGGCGAUGCAACUAUUCGUGGCAUACUUGAAUUUACUUCUGGUACACAUCGGUUCCGUUUCCAGAUUUGUAAAUUAGGUAUACCGAAAUGGGUUUUCUUUGGUAUUAUCUCCAAGAAUACACCAUUGCAAGCAACUUUAUAUAAAACACCAACGGCGUAUGGCUGGGCUGGUCAUCAUCAAGUGUGGUUAAAUGGAAGUCAUUAUCAUCAAUACGAUGGAUUUAGAUUUGAAAUGAACAAUAAUGAUGUCAUUGAGUUAUUCGUCGAUUGUGAUCGACGAAGCAUACGAUUAACCAACGAAUCAUUAGCGAUGCAGCAUGAACUCGAAAUAGCACUGGGCAGAUGUCCGUUUCCAUGGGUACUUUACAUCGGAUUGUAUGGUGCAAAAGAUCAAAUUCGUUUACAAGUAGCUUGA